AUGUCUGCUCUGAGGAUGCAACAUUACGCAACAUUUUUGGCAUCAUUCAACUACAAGAUACAGUUCAGACCAACGAACCAACACGGCAAUGCGGACGCUUUCUCGCGUUUGCCAUUGAAGGAGAAAACACCAGCGAACGUCAUUGAAGAGACGGAUUACAUGGAGGUCAACAUGAUCGAAACGCUGCCGCUAACCGUGAAUGAGCUCGCUAGGGCUACCGCUGCGGACAAGACUGUGAAGGUGCUGAUGCAAGGCCUACAGAAUGGAAAAAUUGUUGAUCCUAAAGAACGUUUCGGUGUGGAACAACAUGAGUUCACAAUUCAGAAAGGCUGUAUCAUGCGUGGAAUACGAGUUUACAUUCCUCCGAAUUUGCGUGUAAAAGUCUUAGCCGAAUUACAUUCUACACAUUUCGGUACUAGUCGAUUAAAAACACUGGCUCGCGGAUAUGUUUGGUGGGAAAGGAUUGAUUUGCAUAUCGAGGAGAUGGUGCGCAACUGCAGUUACUGUCAAUCGACAAGGGCCGAACCUGCCAAAGUUCCUACGCAUUGCUGGGAGUCACCGUCGAGGCCGUUUGACCGCAUACAUGUGAAUUUUGCAGGGCCGUUUAAGAACACGUACUUUAUCGUGCUUGUGGACGCCUACACGAAAUGGCCUGAGGUGCGUAUUCUUAACAACAUCACCACUACAACCACAAUUCAGGUCUGCAGAGAAUAUUUCGCAACGUACGGAAUCCCUUCGGUUAUGGUGAGUGAUCAUGGAGUGCAAUUUACUUCUGAAGAGUUCCAGAAAUUCUUGAAGAUGAACGGAGUUUAUCACAAAAUGGGGGCGCCAUAUCACCCAUCAACCAACGGGCAAGCCGAACGAUUUGUUCAGACGUUCAAGGCGAAGUUAAAGAGUCUGCAGUGCGACAGAAGUACGAUGCAUGCCGAAUUGUGCAACAUACUCCUUGUUUAUCGAAAGACCAUACACCCUGCCACUGGUAAAUCACCGUCCAUGAUGUUGUAUAACCGACAAAUUCGAUCACGUCUAGAUCUGAUGGUCCCGGAUAAUGUUGCUGAAACAAAGGAAGUUGUCGGCAAAGUGCGUGACCUACUCAACGGAGCAAGAGUUGCAGCGAGAGAUUACCUCGAUAAGGAAAAGUUUGGUGUGGUUUCAGAGAAACUGGGAAAACUGCAUUACUACAUUCGUCUCGACGACGGCAGGACAUGGAAGAGGCACAUUGAUCAGCUCAGAGAAGUUGGUCCAACUCUGCCGAACCGAAGAGAUAUACCAGUUGUUAUCAAGGAUGUACCUGCUGAAACUGUGCAAACAGAUGACCUUGAUCCAGAAUUGACAGCAACGACCAGUGCGACGCAAAAAGUAGGAGCGACUACUACGAUGGGUCCGAAGGAAUCGCCAUCAGAAUCCGCUGGAGUAACAGAGAAACAAAUCGACAAAGUAACCUCCGGUUCAAGGACUGCCAACACAAGUCAUCCCAACCAGACAGACUAUCGACAAUCGCCAAGAAAAUCGGGUCGAGUAAUCCGACCGCCCAGUAGAUUGAACCUUUAA
Topomyia yanbarensis is the source of this 1551-nucleotide messenger RNA. RefSeq lists its product as uncharacterized. The transcript has a single exon. The record is from RefSeq and is a predicted model, not a curated record. The coding region runs from base 1 to 1551 and encodes 516 amino acids. NCBI's taxonomy places the organism in Eukaryota, Metazoa, Arthropoda, Insecta, Diptera, Culicidae. Gene Ontology annotation, biological process: DNA integration. Gene Ontology annotation, molecular function: nucleic acid binding.